This is a messenger RNA of Salvelinus sp. IW2-2015, 1098 nucleotides long. The record is from RefSeq and is a predicted model, not a curated record. NCBI's taxonomy places the organism in Eukaryota, Metazoa, Chordata, Actinopteri, Salmoniformes, Salmonidae.
CCUGGACACUAACUAUGGGGUGGACAACUCUGUGGUUGUGUGUUCUCGCUCUGCCACUAACGAGCGCCGUCCAGGUGAAAGCCAAGAAAGCUCGCCAGUCCAACCAUGUGAACAGCAUCUGCAGCACCUGGGGCAGAGAGCACUUCAAGACCUUCGAUGGAGACGUGUACCAAUUCCCAGGGACGUGUGAAUACAACCUGGCCUCCGACUGCCACUCUGAGUCCUAUCAGGAGUUCUCUGUGCACCUGAAGAGGAACGAGGCUACUGAGACUGAGGGGAACCCUACGGUCAAACACGUAGUGGUCACUAUCAACGACCUGGUCUUCCAUCUUGACAAGACUCACGUCGCGGUCAAUGGAGAAAUUGUAACUCUGCCGUACUACAAUGGAGGAGUCCAACUGGAGAGGAAUGCAGUUUACACCAAACUCUACUCCAAGGUUGGCCUGGUUGUCAUGUGGAAUAGAGAAGAUGCCGUCAUGGUGGAGCUGGACACGGAGUAUACCAACCGUACCUGUGGUCUCUGUGGAGACUUCAAUGGCCUUCCAGUCCACAGUGAAUUUAUUCAUGAUGGUCGUAAAGUGAGCCCCAUUGAGUUUGGAAACAGGCAGAAGGUCCACAGGCCCAACGAGGACUGUGAAGACCCCUAUGAAGAGGAAGAGGAAGAUGAACCUGCAGACGUUCAGCCUAAAGAGGACACAUGCAAGGAGUUUCAUGCCCAUGUGACCAGCUCCCUGCGCUCGCCGUUGUGGAGCUCCUGUUGGUGCAGGUCGAACCCUGAGCCCUACAUCCAGGCCUGUGUUUCAGACCUGUGUGGCUGCAGCAACACUUCUGAUAGGCUUCUGUGUCUGCAGCACCCCCUGGCAGAGUUCAGACAGUGCUCCCACGCCGCGGGACAGCCACCCCACGAGAAACAACACCUCUGUGUAAUGGGACAUCUCAAUAACUGCUGGUGUUCAGGAAAACAUUUACUGGAUACAGAAGCAGGUCCUUGUUCAACAUGGGUAUCUGGAGAGGUGGCUCUCUCCUGCAUGGAUACCUGUACCCACUCAGACACCAUCCUGUGUGAAGAACACCUGAUGGGGUGCUUCUGCCCUCACG